AUCUAUCGAUCUCCUUUGUAUCAUGGUAUAUUCGCCAUUGUUAAAAUCUUUAUACUUGCGUCGAUUGUCAAUUGGUUCGGCGUUUUCUGCCUCGAGUUACAUCACAUCACAUUCAGCUAGGCUUGAUUGAUAGGUACUUCCUCAUUUAUACCAACCAUGCAACCAUGUACCCAUAGUCAUUGCGAGGACUAGUAACAGUCUAGCAGUUUCGCUUACGAAAAAUUACCUCCUAUUGACGAGUGCGGAAGGAUCGAUCCGUUUAAACCAUCUCACAAACAACAUGUAAGCUCCAUUUAUGCACAGAUGGAGACAUAAAAAGGAAGCAGUCACCAAUAUCAUUCUAUUUAUUUCACUGCCAUUCGAAAAAGAACAAUAUUGGCUGCGAAGUAAAAUCGACAUUCAAUAUGGUAUUUGGUCCCCCACAUCGUUUGAUUUUUCGGCAUUUCUAACAGAAAGAUAGCACAUCUUGAUCAUUGGUUGCGGCCUUGCGGGUCUCACCACAUCUAUUGCGCUAGUCAAAGGCGGACAUACGGUAGAAAUAUUAGAGAGCUCUGCACAUAUCUCAUACAUUGGAGCUGGUAAAUGGGCAUUCGUUGCGGUUCAACACAUGCAAUGAUAUUCACAAUCUGCAGGUAUUCAGAUCACACCAAAUUCGUCCAAGGUUCUUAGACGGUUGGGAAUCGAUUCGUAUAUUGAGAAAUAUUGUACCUAUCCUGUGGAUUUGAGAAUGAUGCGUUGGAAGGAUGGUCAGGUUCUCGUUGAGUGUCCGUUGAAAGAUCCUGCGGAAAAUGAUUACAUGUCUCCUUAUUGGUUGGUCAUUGUUUCACGGUCGUAUAGUAGGACUAAGAAGAGAUAGGCAUAUUCAUCGCGCUGAUCUUCAUCGUGGACUACUGAGUGCUGCAAUGGAUCAUGGUUGUAAGGUUACGUUGAACAGCCGUGUGGUCAGUAUUGACCCUUCUGUGCCUACGCUUGCUACACAAGAUGGGAAAACUUAUUCGGCAGACUUGAUUGUCGCAUCAGAUGGUGAGUAGUCCAAUAGAUGAACCACCCAGUUUGUAUUGAAGCCUGACUCUGCAAUCCUAGGUCUACAUUCAAUGGCCCGUGAAGUCAUCCUAGGUAGAGCUAGUGCGCCGAUUCCAACAGGCCAAAUGGCAUAUCGCGUAAUACUCCCAGUCAAAAGACUUGAAGGUAUCCCUGAAUUGGAAGAAAUUAUCUCCAUUGCUCGGAAUAAUCAUUGGCUUGGUCCUAAUGCAACCAUCUUGUCAUACUUAUUAGAGGGCAAGGAGGAAAAAUUGCUAAAUCUUGUUUUCACGUUAGUUUCUCUCGUGUUGGUGUUCGCCUUGGCAAUCAUGAUGACAUGCUUAGGUGUGACACAAAUAUGCCCGAUGGAACGAACCAAAGGAUUCAAGAUAGUACAGAGCUUCGAGAUAGAUUCAAAGAUUGGGAUUCGAGGUAUUUGCAGAGUUGAAAUGAUACAACACCAGCUGAUGCAUUAAUCUAGGAUUGGCAUGAUCCUUGAACAUGUGGAUACGGUAUUAGAAUGGAGGGUGAGAUUAUUAAUAUUUUCUGAGUAACCUGCUAACACCUAAGUUUAAAAAGCUUUACACCCACGAAGAACUAAACAGCUGGAUUCAUAAAUCAGAAAACCUCUGUCUAAUCGGCGACGCAGCACAUGCCAUGACACCCUAUCUCGCCCAAGGAGCAGCGAUGAGCAUCGAAGAUGCAGCCAUCCUGGGAGCACUUCUGGAAAAAUACCCCAACAACAACACACUUCCAGAAGCAUUAUCAAAGUAUUUCAAUCUUCGACAAAAGCGAACUGCAAUGAUUGCCAAGGCGUCAAUUGAAUCGAGAUAUUUUACACAGAUGCCUGAUGGGGAUUUGCAGAAAGACAGAGAUGAGUAUUUAUUAACGCAUCCGGGGAUUUGGAGGGAGCAUAUUAAUAUUCGGUCUCGGAGGGAGUUCUUGGAUGAACUUUUUGGUUAUGAUGCGUAUAAGGCUCUGGAAGAUUUCUCUACGCUGCUUUGACAAGAUUGUGGAGGGGGGUUUUGGUGGAUGGCGAAUUCGAUUGCUUUUGGAAGGUAGUCUAGUAUUAUGCUCUGCGCGUUUUUAUAUUAUUCCUGUUUGUUUA
Messenger RNA from Sclerotinia trifoliorum, 2128 nucleotides. Lineage: Eukaryota; Fungi; Ascomycota; Leotiomycetes; Helotiales; Sclerotiniaceae. The record is from the annotation of a GenBank genome assembly.